This is a messenger RNA of Drosophila hydei, 1263 nucleotides long. RefSeq lists its product as uncharacterized. Lineage: Eukaryota; Metazoa; Arthropoda; Insecta; Diptera; Drosophilidae. The record is from RefSeq and is a predicted model, not a curated record. The transcript is spliced from 2 exons. Bases 1 to 1263 code for a protein of 420 amino acids.
AUGUGGAAUACCGAGGAUAUCCAAUUGCUGCGUGGGGGACUUGCUCAGUCGAUCUAUCGUCGAUUUUUUCAGUGUACUGCCUGGCUGCUCUAUGGCAUUGCACGUGGAUGUCACUUCUUCAAGCUGCACUACAAUGCAGAAUAUAACCAAAUGGAGGAGAUGCAGUAUCAUCAUAUUACCACGAAAUUGGUUGUGACAGUGAAAUUUGUGUUUGUGCUGCUUGAUAUACAGAGUUUUAUAGUGCUCGGAAUCGUCGUGUGGUUCCAUAUUUUUAGAGUCGAGGACAGCGGUGGACAGAACUAUUUGAUUGGGUUACUCGUCCAAGGCCUAAUCAUAUCUGACCUGUGCCGCAUAUUGAUAUUUUUGCAUUCAAACGAUGAUCGAAUGUUGCUCAAGCACGUGAUCAACGAGAUCUUUUACAUCACACGAAUCAUCAAAAACAAGUUUGGCAUCAUAUAUCACUGUGAACUGGGCCUACUGUGCGUGUACUUUUGCAAGCUAUACUUGGCGUACAUAAUGCUGGAUGGCAUGUGGUAUCAUUUUACUUUUUUUUGGAUCAACUUUAUCUAUUGGGUGCUCUUCGAGUACUGUAUUCUUGGCUACUUUAUCUACCAGUUAACUCUGCUCAACUGGUAUCGCAAUUUUAGCUACUUCCUGCAACGCUUCGUGGAGUACAACAGCAAUCAAAGUUUCAUAUCUGCUCGCUACCAUCGCCGUCUGUUGUGGCUCUUCAAGCUGCACUUACGCAUUAAUAAUCUGCAUAAGUUCGUCCAGGAAAGAGCCGCCUGGUUGCCUGCAGCGAUCUACUUGACAAUAUUUACGAGUAUUUUCAAUAUGACUUUGCUGCUUGAGUGCGUUAUUUACGCUGCGGAUGAAAUCGACGACAAAAUCUAUAUUAUUGCGUAUGGUUGUCUUGGUCCGGUUUUCAUACCCAUUCUGAACGUGUUUAUUCUUGGCAUCUGCACAGACCGCAUACGCAGCGAAGAGUUGACUAUGCAGCAGCAAAUUGUACUCGUAAAUGUUCUGUAUGUCCGCAAGGCCUUUCCACAUGAUGCAGCCCUGAAGGUGCUGAGCAAUGAGCACACGUCUCUGAUUGUCCAUCAGAAACUGGAGCCAUUGCUUAAUGUGAUCAUUUUGCAUACGAUCUGCGAUCGGGAAUUCGCCUUUGACUACGUCUUGACCGUGAUUGUAACUGCUCUCUCCUUUGUACAGUACACAGUUUCAACACAUCGAGUCUACGAUGUGUGCAUGACGCACAAGUAG